AUGAGAUUGCUAGUGAGUUGCACACAUAAUGGUUCCUUGAAGGAAAUAGUCUGUAAUCCAGGUACAGAUACAUCGAUACAGACCGCUACACAACCUUUAUCCGUGAAGUCUCAUAUGAUUGAAAAUGCAAACGCUAAGAUUAGUCAGCUACUGAACAUUGAAGACACAUUGGUAGUGGCUAGAGAUAAUGGUACUGUCGAGUUAUACCACUCAAAGAGAGUUCCACAUACUGUAGUUUCUGAGGAUGUUACUAGUACGACUGAGGGAGAAUCUAUUGAUUUAAAGCCUGAGUUUGACAUUACAGAGUUUGAAUCGUUGUCUACAGUGAAGGACUUACUAGAUGAUACUAUCUUAGAGAGUAUAUCGAAGAAAUCAUCAAUGAGAACUAAGAUCUAUGAUACAUUUGUCAAUAUGCAUCAAUUACCAAAUAAUAAGGAUAUAUUACUAUUAGCUACUAAAUCAGGAUUAAUCCAUAUUAUUGAAAUUAAAAAAAGAAAAAAUUUGAAAUUAAUUAAGACCCACAAAGUUAUUGCACCAUUGGAUUUUGCACAAAUUUAUGAUAAUACAAAGAGUAAAUCAAUUGUGUUUGCAUAUGGUGGUGAAGAAAAUCUUGUGAAAUUAGUUCAAUUAAGUAACAAUUUUAAGGAAUUAACUAAAAUAUGGGAAGCUAAAAAUGUUGCUAAUGAUAGACUUGAUAUGAGAGUACCAGUUUGGCCAACUGGAUUAAAAUUCUUAAAUCCUCAGGAUUCUGAUAAAAUUGAUUCUGAUAAAUUAAAUUAUCAGUUUGUCGUAGUGACACAUUGGUCCCAUUUAGGAAUAUAUCAAACACAACAUGGUCGUAAACCAUUACAAUAUAUCGAUCUUCUACCGAAACGUGAACCAUUGGCUCGUCUAGAGAUGGUCGGUGACCUAACUCCAACUGGUAAUUUAAAGAGUUCAGAUAUUAAUAAUUUCAGUUUAAUUACUACCGAUUUAAAGAAAAACGUUAUGAGAUUUAAUAACAAAGGUCGAUUGAUUACCAAGUUUGGUAAAGAUGAUAUUGUUGGUUCUCCUUAUUUCGUGAAAACGGUAAAUGGCAAAUAUGUGUUACAAGGUGGUCUAGAUAGAUAUGUCCGCGUAUUUGAUUUGGAAUCCGCAAGAAGAAUAGCUAAAGUAUAUGUCACUGGUAAAUGUAACAAUAUAUUGUUAUUAGAUGAUGAAGAUGUGGAGAUCCCACAACUUCAACCAAAGGGUAAACAAUCACAGAAAAAGAGACAUCAACCAGAAAAUGAAACUGAACAAGAUGUUGAAGAGCUUUGGGAUCAUCUUGAAGAAAACAAUACUUCAAAGAAGGCCAAGAAAUAA
This is a messenger RNA of Maudiozyma saulgeensis, 1344 nucleotides long. The record is from the annotation of a GenBank genome assembly. NCBI's taxonomy places the organism in Eukaryota, Fungi, Ascomycota, Saccharomycetes, Saccharomycetales, Saccharomycetaceae.